Messenger RNA from Brassica oleracea var. oleracea, 3227 nucleotides. RefSeq names its product disease resistance protein RML1B-like. Lineage: Eukaryota; Viridiplantae; Streptophyta; Magnoliopsida; Brassicales; Brassicaceae. Gene Ontology annotation, molecular function: ADP binding. Gene Ontology annotation, biological process: signal transduction; defense response. The record is from RefSeq and is a predicted model, not a curated record.
AUGGCUUCUCUUACUUCUUCAUUGUCGACUCGCAACUGGAGUUACAAUGUCUUUGCGAGCUUUCACGGGCCUGAUGUCCGUAAAACACUUCUCAGCCACAUGCGUGAACAGUUUAAUGUCAAUGGGAUCACUAUGUAUAAUGAUCAAAAGAUGGUGAGAAGCGAAGAGAUAGCUCCUUCACUCACAAAUGGUAUAAGAGAAUCUAGGAUCGCGAUUGUGAUUCUCUCCAAGAAAUAUGCGUUGUCAAGCUGGUGUUUGGAUGAAUUGGUGGAGAUAUUGGAGUGCAAAAAAUCUAUGGGACAGAUAGUGAUGACCAUCUUCUAUGGAGUGGAGCCAUCUGAUGUACGGAAACAGACCGGGGAAUUCGGGAUCGCUUUCGAGGAUACUUGUGAACAUAAGACGAAGGAGGCAAAGCAGAAAUGGAUCAAAGCUUUGACUAAUGUGAGCAACAUUGCUGGAGAAGACUUCCUAAGAUGGGCAAAUGAAGCGGACAUGAUCAAGCAAAUUGCCAGAGACGUUUCAGAUAAACUCAAUGCUACACCGUCUAGAGACUUUGAUGGCAUGUUGGGACUUGAACCUCACAUAAGAGAAUUGAAGUCUUUACUAAAUUUAGAUGAUAAUGGAGUUAUGAUGGUUGCAAUCACUGGUCCUGCGGGCAUUGGUAAGACCACCAUUGCUAGGGCUUUACAAAAUCAAAUCUCUAAUAGGUUUCAGCUUACUUGUUUUGUGGACAACCUUAGGGAAAACAAUCAUAGUGGUUUUGAUGAACAUGGUUGGAAGCUGCGUUUACAGGAGCAAUUUCUUUCAAAUCUCUUGAAUCUUGGUAGAAUUAGGAUAGGCCAUUCUGGUGUGAUAGAAGAAAGGCUAUCCAAGCAUAGGGUGCUCAUCAUUCUUGAUGAUGUGUACCAUAUAAAGCAAUUAGAAGCGCUAGCAAAUAAAACAACAUGGUUUGGUUCUGGAAGCAGGAUUAUAAUUACCACAGAAAACAAAGAGAUUUUGCAGCAACAUGGUAUCAAAAAUAUGUACCGUGUGGGGCUUCCAUCUGAUGAACAAGCGCUCAAGAUCUUAUGCAGAUAUGCUUUUGGAAACAACUCUCACAACCAGGGUUUUGAAAAGCUUGUACCAAGAGUGACAAAGCUUUGUGAUAACCUUCCGUUGGGUCUAAGUGUUGUGGGUUCAUCUUUGCGUGGGAAGGAGGCGGAUGAAUGGGAAGAGGUACUGAGCAGGCUGGAGACUAAUCUUGAUCGAGAUAGCGGAACUAUUCUUGAUCGAGAUAUUGAGGACGUACUAAGAGUGGGCUAUGAGAGCUUAGAUGAGAAUGAGCAAACGCUAUUCCUCCACAUUGCAGUCUUUUUCAACUAUAAAAGUUGGAAUCUCGUGAACACCAUGUUCGAUGACAGUGACUUGGAUGUCAAACAUGGGUUGAAGAUCCUUGUAAACAGAUCUCUCAUCAUACAGACCAUUGGAUAUGAGCAUAGAAUAGUGAUGCACAGAUUACUAGAACAAAUGGGUAAAAAAGCCAUUCAAAAACAAGACCCUUGGAAACGCCGGAUCUUGAUGAAUGCUCGGGAGAUUUGUGAUGUUCUUCAACAUGCCAAAGGUACAUGGAAUGUUCUUGGUAUAUCUUUUGAUAUAUCAAGAAUCAACGAACUAUCCAUCAGCAAGAAAGCUUUUAAAAGAAUGACUGAUCUCCGAUUCCUCAAAAUUUACAAAAGACAAUAUGACGGGAAUGAUAGAAUGCAUAUACCGGAGGAGAUUCAGUUUCCGUGCGGACUAAGGUUACUAGAUUGGGAAGCAUAUCCGAGCAAGAGUCUUCCUCCUACGUUCAAUCCUCAAUAUCUUGUUGAACUCAGUAUGAAGAAUAGCAAGCUCGAGAAGCUAUGGGAAGGGAUCAAGCAGCUCGCAAAUCUCCAGAAGGUAGAUUUUUCAGGAUCUGUUCAUUUGAAGGAACUUCCCGAUCUUUCAAAUGCUUCAAGUCUUGAGAAGUUGGAUCUGAUAGGCUGCGAGAGCUUGGUAGAGAUUCCAUCCUCUUGUUCGAAUCUUCAUAAACUACAGAAGUUGUGGGUGAGUGGAUGCAUAAACCUACAAGUAAUUCCAGCUCGCAUGAACUUGGCAUCCCUUGAUGAAGUCUUCAUGAGAGGAUGCUCAAGGUUGAAAAACAUUCCAGUCAUGUCAACGAACAUCAGAAAACUGUGUAUAUCUGAGACAGCGGUUGAAGAUGUGCCUGCAUCAACUAAGCUGUGGACUCGUCUUACGUCUCUCAGUAUAAACAAAGGUGGAAAGCUAAAGAGAUUAACAUAUCUCCCCAAGAAUGUCACAGAUCUAGACCUAAGCUAUUCUGAUAUUCAAAAGAUUUCAGAUAGUAUCAAAGCCCUUCAUCAGCUACGGAACCUUAAUCUAGCUGGCUGCACAAGACUCGCGUCAUUACCAAAGCUCCCUGGCUCGGUCAAAACCAUAAUAGCGGAAGACUGUGAGUCACUGGAGACCGUAUCUAGCUCUUUGAACAAUCCAAAUGCGCGGCUCAAUUUCAUCAACUGCUUCAAACUUAGUCAACAAGCAAGAAGAGCAAUUUUUAAACAAUCUUUCUUUACAGGAGGGGCACUCUUACCAGGAACAGAAGUGCCUGAAGAGUUCGAUCACCGAGGAAGAGGAACCUCAUUGACUAUUCGUCCAGACGGUAACCCUUACAGCGGCUUUGUGGUUUGCGUCGUGAUUUCUCCUAAGCAGCAAGAGUUUAGUUUUUCCCAGCUAAAGUGUCGUCGCAUAGGCGUAGCUCAAGACGACUUCUAUCCAGUUGAAAUGUUGGUCUACGUAGGCGAAGUCCACAAGUUUCGAAGGGAGCAUCUAUUUGUUUUCGACUCUCGGUUUCUAGAGUUCUACCCAUCUGAUAUGAGCAGAGAGAUAGUACUCGAGCUGAGCAGCAACUCCAACGAUUUCAAUAUUAUUGACUGUGGUGCCAGGAUCUUGACCGACGAGAAUGGGAGCAAUGAAUGUGGCUUAGACGACCAAGUGUUAGAAGAAGAAACUGAGCUUGAAUCUAGCGAAGCCUUUGAAGAUAGCAUCGAACAUUCAAAUGAAGCAGCCUGUUACACGGAAGAAGGGGACAAUCUAGACGGUGGAAAAUGUACUGAUUGUUGGAGUUGGCUCUUGCUCUGCUUCGAUCUCUCCCAUUUGUUGAGAUUUGUUUCAGGAAGAAGACGAUAAAAUCUGGACAUAACUAGGGCAGA